Megalopta genalis is the source of this 6010-nucleotide messenger RNA. RefSeq names its product transcription elongation factor SPT6. Gene Ontology annotation, molecular function: nucleosome binding; histone binding; DNA binding. Gene Ontology annotation, cellular component: transcription elongation factor complex. The record is from RefSeq and is a predicted model, not a curated record. Gene Ontology annotation, biological process: nucleosome organization; transcription elongation by RNA polymerase II; transcription elongation-coupled chromatin remodeling. NCBI's taxonomy places the organism in Eukaryota, Metazoa, Arthropoda, Insecta, Hymenoptera, Halictidae.
AGUAUGUACUGUGGUGUUUGACGUGUACGUUUGUGGCAGUUGCAACGCGGGCUUUAUGCAUGCACAUAACUAAACAGCUGUGCAGUGUGCAUUGUGUAGUCACGACCGCUUCCUCUUAUAAAAUAGUUAUCGUUUGAAUUUGCUUGUUUACUUCAUUGCUAUUCUUUUUGUAUAUUGCUUUGAGAAGUGUUGCAUAUUUAUUAGAGAAUAUGGCAGAUUUCUUGGACGCUGAAGCUGAGGAAAGUGAGGAGGAGGAAGAGCUUAAUGUAAAUGAACGAAAGAAGCUAAAAAGAUUGAAGGCUAUGCACGAUAGCGAGGAUGAGGAGGAUGAGGACGAAGAUGGAGAAGUUGAUGGGCUUAUUGAUGAUAAUCCAAUUGAAGAAAAUGAUGGGGAAGAUAGUGAUGCAUCAGAUGAUUCCAGAAAACGUAAGAAAAGUGAUGAUGAAGAUUUCGAUGAUCGUUUAGAAGAUGAAGACUAUGACCUAUUAGAAGAAAAUUUAGGAGUUAAAGUUGAAAGGAAACGGAGAUUUAAACGUCUUCGUAGAAUACAAGAUGAAGAAUCAGAUGGUGAGCAAGAGGGAGAGGGAGAUGAUGAAAGAGAUGCAAUUGCUAAUGAAUUGUUUCAAGGCUCUGGAGAAGAUGAUGAUGAAGGGAGAAGUGAAAUUAGUCAUAGCCACAGAGGAGUCGAUGCAGAUGCAAUCGAUGAAGAAGAGAGUGAAGAUGAAGAUGAUUUUAUUGUGGAUGGCGAUGGAGUACCUAUAACUGAGAAGAAAAAGAAGAGGAAGCCCAUCUUCUCUGACGCUGCACUACAAGAAGCUCAAGAUAUUUUUGGUAUCGAUUUCGAUUAUGAUGAGUUUGAAAAAUAUGGAGAAGAUGGAUUUGAAGAAGAAGAAGAAGAGGAAGAGGACGAGUAUCUUCAAGAUGAAACAGAUGAUCGACCGAGACGGUCGAGAAAGCAUAUAAAGAAGAAGAGUACGAAGAAAAGCAUUUUUGAAAUUUAUGAACCCAGCGAACUUAUACGCGGCCAUUUUACCGAUGUGGAUAAUGAGAUUCGAACUACAGACAUUCCUGAACGUAUGCAGUUACGUUCUAUUCCAAUUACACCAACGGCCGAAGGUUCAGAUGAAUUAGAGCUCGAAGCAGAUUGGAUCUACAAACAAGCGUUUUGUCAGGCGACAAUUUCGGUGCAGGAUGGUCAUUUAAAUGAAGAGGCGAAAGAGAGAGCAAAGAAGGGUCCACAGACGAUUGGCAAGAUAAAGAAAGUCCUUGACUUUAUACGUAACCAGAAUUUUGAGGUCCCUUUCAUUUCAUUUUAUAGAAAAGAAUAUGUCCAACCAGAACUGAAUAUCAAUGAUUUAUGGAAAAUAUAUAAAUUUGAUGCGAAGUGGUGUCAGUUAAAACAAAGAAAAGCAAAUUUAUUGAUACUGUUUGAAAAAAUGAGAAACUACCAAUUGGAUGAGAUCAUGAAGAAUCCUGAUGCUCCAUUGCCUGACAAUAUACGAAUAAUUAAAGACGAUGAUAUCGAUCGCCUAAAGAAUAUCCAAACUUUUGAAGAAUUAAACGACAUUUACCGUCACUUCAUGCUUUACUAUAGCCAGGAUGUUCCAGCUAUGCAGGAGGACUUGCGUAAAAAGCGAAUGGAAGAACGUAGAAGAUUCAUAAUUGAGAAGAGACGGCUGCAAAUUGCUCGAGCAGAAGAAAACGGAGAAGAUCUUCCGGAGGAACUACCGGAAAUAGAAGAUAUGGAAGGAGAUAGUGAGGAUACAUUGAAGCAGCCCGUCCGAAGAGGUCCGUAUGCAAUCUGUAGGAAGGCUGGUUUAGAUGGACUUGCUAAAAAAUUUGGUCUCUCUCCCGAGCACUUUGCUGAGAAUCUUAGAGAUAAUUAUCAGCGUCACGAAGUGGAGCAGGAACCUGCGGAGCCUGCUGUAGUGGCUAACGAAUUCAGCUCAGCUGUUUUCAAAACAAGCGAUGAAGUACUCAAGGCUGUGCAAUUAAUGGUUGCAAUUCAAUUAGCGCAUGAACCAUUAGUCCGUAAAUGUGUUAGGGAGAUGUACAUGGAGAGAGCAAAACUAUCUGUGACGCCUACCAAAAAGGGAAUAAAGGUGAUCGACGAAAAUCAUCCACUUUAUACGAUGAAGUAUGUCAAAGAUAAGCCUGUGCGGGACCUUGUUGAAGAUCAGUUCCUAAAACUAAUGAUGGGACAAGAUGAUAAGCUAGUUACAGUGUCGUUCAGCGACGAGAUAGGUGGCAAUACUAGCAGUAACUAUAUCGACGAAAUAAAACAGCUGUACUACAGGGACGAAUUCAGUAAGAGUGUGCAGGACUGGAAUUCUCUGCGAACUGGCAGUGUCGAGAUAGCUUUAAACCGAAUUAUAAUACCGCAAUUGAAAAAGGAACUACGGUCCAAUCUCUUAACGGAGGCGAAAGAUUGCAUUAUGAAAACUUGUUGCCGAAAAAUGUACAACUGGAUAAAAAUUGCUCCGUACUCCUGCGAAUUCCCUGAAGAGAGCGAUGACGAUUGGGACACGAGCAAAGGAAUUCGUGUAAUGGGUCUAGCGUAUGUACCUGAUCAAUCUCAAGCUGCAUUCACCUGCAUAAUCGCUCCAGAUGGAGAAUGCACCGACUACUUGAGAUUGCCGCAUUUAUUGAAACGCAAGAAUAGUUUCAGAGAACAUGAGAAGAUGAUGAAGGAAGCUGAUUUAUUAGCUAUUAAGAAUUUUAUUGCCACGAAAAAGCCACACGUUGUGGUCGUAAGCGGUGAAUCCAGAGAUGCAUUAAUGAUAAUGGCAGACAUAAGAGAAUGUAUCAGUAAUCUAAUGAUAGAUGAGCAGUUUCCUCCGAUCCAGGUAGAGAUAUGUGAUAGUGAAUUAAGUACUGUUUAUUCAAACAGUAACCGAGGCGUUGCAGAAUUCAGAGAUUAUCCAGAUCUGCUGAGGCAAGCCAUAUCAUUGGCUAGAAGACUACAAGAUCCAUUGUUAGAGUUCUCACAAUUAUGUACUAUAGAUGAAGAAAUAUUGUGCCUUAAAUAUCAUCCUUUGCAAGAUCAACUACCUAAAGAGGAUCUCAUAGAGAAUUUAUAUCUAGAGUUUAUAAAUUGCGUGAAUGAAGUGGGUGUAGAUUUAAACAGAGCAGUUCAACAGCCUUACACCGCGAACUUAGUACAAUUUGUAUGUGGUCUAGGGGCAAGGAAAAGUCAGUCUCUGAUAAAGAUUCUAAAGCAAACUAAUCAGAGAUUGGAGAACAGGACACAACUUAUAACAGCCUGUCACAUGGGUCCUAAAGUAUUCGUUAACUGUGCUGGUUUUAUUAAGAUAGAUACAAAUAGUUUAGGGGACAGUACAGAGGCAUACGUAGAAGUAUUGGAUGGUUCCCGUGUGCAUCCAGAGACAUACGAAUGGGCUAGAAAAAUGGCAGUAGAUGCUUUAGAGUACGACGAUGAAGAUGCGAAUCCUGCUGGUGCCUUGGAGGAAAUCCUUGAAUCGCCAGAAAGAUUAAAGGAUCUAGAUUUAGACGCGUUUGCUGAGGAACUGGAAAGACAGGGCUUUGGGAACAAAUGCGUAACUCUUUACGACAUAAGGUCCGAACUGAAUUCUAGGUACAAAGACCUUCGAGUACCUUAUCAGACUCCGAAUGCAGAAAAGUUGUUUGAUAUCUUGACCAAAGAAACCCCUGAAACAUUUUUCGUUGGUAAAUUAAUUUUGGCGACGGUGGUUGGAAUAAGUCAUAGAAAACCGCAAGGUGAUCAACUGGACCAGGCGAAUCCGGUUAGAAACGAUGAGACUGGCCUAUGGCAGUGUCCAUUCUGUUUGAAAAAUGACUUCCCAGAACUUUCUGAGGUGUGGAAUCACUUUGAUGCAGGUGCUUGCCCUGGAAAAGCAACUGGUGUGCGUUUGAGAUUGGAUAAUGGUAUAUCCGGUUAUAUUCACAUAAAGAAUUUGUCUGACAAGCAUGUUAAUAAUCCAGAAGAGAGGGUACACGUUGGUCAAGUGAUACAUUGUCGCAUAAUUAAAAUUGAGGUGGAGCGAUUUGGCGUGGAAUGUACAAGUAAAACUAGCGACCUCGCGGAUAAAAAUCGUGAUUGGAGACCUCAGAAAGAUGUUUACUAUGACACAGAGGCAGAAGAAAGAGAUAGGAAGGUUGAAGACGAUGCUAAGAAAGCGCAACAGAGGCAAACUUAUGUGAAACGCGUUAUAAUUCAUCCUAGUUUCCAUAAUGUAAGCUUUGCAGAGGCUGAGAAGUUGAUGCAAUCAAUGAAACAGGGAGAAACAAUAAUACGACCAAGUAGCAAAGGAUCUGACCACUUGACAGUAACGUGGAAAGUUACAGAAAAGAUUUAUCAGCACAUCGAUGUGAGGGAAGAGGGCAAAGAGAAUACAUUCUCUUUAGGUCGUAGUCUGUGGAUCGGGAACGAAGAGUUUGAGGAUUUAGAUGAAAUUAUUGCAAGACAUGUGAAUCCGAUGGCAGCAUAUGCUUCUGAACUCUUAGAUUUUAAGUACUUCAAACCAGCAUUAGAAGGCAUCAAGGAUAAGGCCGAGGAAAUGAUAAAAGAGCAGAAAAAGCAAAACCCUGGUGGAAUACCGUACAUUGUAUCCGCAGCGAAGAAUUAUCCUGGAAAAUUUUUGCUUUCAUACCUUCCACGUACUCGUUGUCGUCACGAAUACGUUUCUAUAACGCCUGAUGGAUUUAAAUUUCGAGGUCACACAUUCAGCAGAAUUAAUGACUUGUUCAGGUGGUUCAAGGAACAUUUCAGGGAUCCUAUACCAGGUCAAGUUACACCUGGUACACCGCAUGGAGCUACGACUUCUAGAACCCCGUACACUAGUACUCCAGCAAUUAGUGGAGUAAAUGCGGAUGCAGUGCAGAGAGUUGCACAAACCAUGCCACAUCAUAUGCUGCAUAAUCUCUCAAAAGUGGCCAGUCAAACUCCACAUUAUCCACCGCAUACUCCAGGAGCCGCAAGCGUGAAUAACUAUGGAAUGUUCACACCAUAUACACCUUCGGGUCAGACACCAUUCAUGACUCCAUAUCAUACUCCGCAUCAUACGCCUCACCAUCCUCAGACACCGAACAAUGCUAAAGCUUCAUUUUUGCAACCAAUUCCUCCUGCAACGAACACUAAUCCUCAUAGGCCAGCAAAGUCUCAGAGACCCAGUUCUGAUGCGUAUGAAGAAACUAAUUGGUCCGAAGCCGCUGAAGCUUGGGCGCGCGCAAAACAAACUACUUCCAAAGAACCAAAUAUUAUUUCAAGAUACGACGAUACUAAGAAAACGCCACGGACUCAAGAACUCCAAAACGAUAGAUCAACUCCAAGGAACAGAACACCGUCAGGACGGACACCGUCAUAUAAAUCUCCUAGAGGAACUCCAUUUACAAACUCUAGUCCCCAGAGUAUGUCCCUAAGCGGAGAUGGUACCCCUUUGUAUGAUGAAAGUUGGGAUUAGCUAGGACAAUUAAAUAUCCGAAAUUAUACUUUCUUUUACGAACAAAAGAAUGAGUAAGACUAGGAUGAAUGAUUCUUGUUUUUUCCCAGUGGCAUGGAUCAAUUUUUUCCGCUGGGAGGUAUUUAUUGCGAGUACAAAUUAUACAUUCUUUUUCUAGAACCUUUACCAGACUUUGUAUUACGAAUAUUCAACGAUGCUCGAUAGAAAAAUAUUUAAGUUACCCUAGCUAACGAGAGCGUCUCGAGCAACGACAUUUUAAUAUAUAGAAUAUCUAUUUCAGUUAAAUGCAACACCAUCCUUUUGGUGUAAAAGCACACAUUAUUCUGUUCUCCAUAUUUUUGUAAUAUUUAACGUAUCCUACCUCAGUGAAAAUACAUUUUUAAACAACAAUUAUAAAGAAUGCGUCUGCCACAUGUUUGCUCAAGACAUAUUACCAGAUAGUUUCAAAAAAAGAAAACCAUGAUAAAGAUACUGCCAAUAGGCCAAUACACAAUUAUCAAGAAGUAAGCAUAAGUUUUACUUGUAUAAGUAACAGUUUUAUACAGAAAUAUUACCAUAUGCAACUUUGA